AUGCUGUCCAUAUUUUUCCAGCACAUAAAGAGGCAGGUUGGACCAAUUUCGCCAAAUGUUUUUAUGUCGGAUUUGGCCGAGUCUUUCUUUAUUGCAUGGAAUGAUGUCAUGGCAGCUCCAUCUAUGCGACUUUAUUGUACAUGGCAUGUUGAUAGAUGUUGGAGGAAGAAUAUCAAAUGUAAGAUUCAAGGUGUAGAAAAACAAGGUGAAGUAUACAAGCAAAUCAGAACUUUGAUGCAUGAGCAGGAUGUAGAUUCAUUUGAUGAGAUGUUAAAUAUUGUGUUAGAGAGAUUGGAAUGUGAUCCUGAUACAGUUCAAUUUGCCACAUACUUCCGAGACAACUAUGUUGGGAAUGCAAAUUCUUGGGCAUAUUGCCAUAGAUUGAAUGCUGGAAUCAAUACCAACAUGCAUAUAGAAAGAAUGCAUCGCACUAUUAAAUAUAUAUAUCUAGGUAGUAAAUGUGUCAAGCGUUUGGACAAAGCUAUUUUUGCAUUGAUGUCAUUUGUGAAGCACAAGCUGUUUGACAGGCUUAUUGUGCUAAAUAAAGGUAAACUGACGAGUAAACUUAAGGACAUUCGGCUUCGGCAUAAAUCAGGGAAUAAUAUUAAGGAGGACUUCAUUACUAUGGAGUUUUCUGGUUGGAAAGUGCGUUCUUCUUCAAGAAGGUCAACAGAUUAUUUUGUAUAUGAUAAUGACUUUCAGUGCAACUGCAGAGUGAUGUGCAUUAAAUGCAGGGCUUGCAUUCAUAGGUAUUCUUGUACAUGUAUUGACUAUACCAUCAAAUGGAAUAUGUGCAAGCACAUACAUAGUGUUUGCCAGAUUCAGUUAAAGCAGCAACUUUCUGAACACCUAAGAAAUAUUGAAGUUACACUUACUGAGAGUGAAGAUAUUUCUGUUGUAGACGAGAAAACAGAAAUAGUAGCGGAGGUAACGAAAAAAAGUGUUAAUGAUUCUGUACCUUUGUCAGUCCAAAGAAGGGAACUUAUCGCAGAGUUUUCUGGUAUUGUAUCUGAGCUGACCUCAAAUGACUUAGAAACUGCUAAAAAAAUGUUAUCGUCACUAAAGGCAACUGUAGCUGUCGGAAUGUUGCAGCAAAAACAGGCACCGCUGCAGAUAGAAAGGAAACAAUCACAAAAGAUUUUACCUCAACGUAGACUGUACUCUACAAAGAAAAACAAAAGGAGUAAUAAUGCAUCCCUGGUGCUACCAAAUUCAGAAGAAUCCAGUUUGAUCAAAUUAUCUCUACUGGCAGACAAAGAAGAUGCACUUGUGGGAAAAGGUAUGUUACUAGUGCCCCCGCCCCCUUCCCCUCCCAACAACUUGUCAGGUUCUCGUAUGUACCCUUGUUUGCUCAGUAAUUUAAUUAUCCUUGUAAAGCAAACAUUUAGAACAAGUUCAGCUGUUAAAAAGCAACCAACAAUAAAAAAUACAGAGGGUGUAGCAGGUCCAUUCCCCAUUACAGCAUGUGCCCUACAGCACAGCCCGACGAAUCGCUCAACUCCCAUGAUUCAGCCAAUAGCAAAACAGGCUGAGGUGGUAUCUAGUCCGUCUCUCGCUACAUCGCUCAACUUCCACAAUUCAACCAAUACCAAAACAGGCUGUGGUGGUACCACAUCCAUCCAUCGGUACAGUGCGUGUGUUGUUACAUAG
Messenger RNA from Schistocerca americana (American grasshopper), 1650 nucleotides. RefSeq lists its product as uncharacterized. The record is from RefSeq and is a predicted model, not a curated record. The transcript is spliced from 5 exons. NCBI's taxonomy places the organism in Eukaryota, Metazoa, Arthropoda, Insecta, Orthoptera, Acrididae. Bases 1 to 1650 code for a protein of 549 amino acids.